CGUUACACUAGCAAUGACUGCGGCUGCUGCGGCGGAGAAACGUGAGAUGUACAAGGUGGUGCUCGUGGGCAACUUUCAAGUUGGAAAAACGAGUAUAUUUUACAGAAUGAAGAACAACACUUACCCUCCACCACAGGAUGUAACUGGAAUAGACAGAUGUGUAUGCAAUGUGGAGGGACAAGGGAAGACACUGCAGCUGAGUCUGUGGGACACCGCAGGCGUCGAGCAGUACAAACGCACGCUGACGACCAACCACUACCGAUACGCCAACAUUGCCGUUUGCGUCUACGACGUGACGAGGGCCGACACGUUUGACAAUCUAAAAGACUGGCUGGAAGAUGCCACUCUGUACGGGCCCGAAAACAUCGCGUUUAUUCUCUGUGGGAACAAGGUCGAUAAACUACUCGAAGACGAUGACACAGAGAGGGAAGACGUGAGCGCCACGAUGGUACAAAGUCUUCGCAACUCUGUUAACUUUUCCAGCCACAUUCUUACGUCUGCAAAGGAGGGAAAGCUCGACUCGUUGAAAGAGGAGAUCGCGAAGCUGCUACUCGCUCAAAAGAAUGAGAAACCACACGACACGAUAGAUACAGAACAACGAAGAAGGGAGUCAAGCUGUUGCUAGAGACUGUAGGGUAUAGAGAGGUGUGAUCACUCUUGGACUGUAGUCUAGUGGAGAAGUGGGUCUCUUGUGUGUGAGCGACGUGGAAACGUAUUUUUACAUUCUGUAAGACUGUAGAGUGGGUGAUAGGUGUACUGUACGUUGUAGUAAUAAACUUUUACU
Molecule: messenger RNA, 784 nt
Organism: Corticium candelabrum
Lineage: Eukaryota; Metazoa; Porifera; Homoscleromorpha; Homosclerophorida; Plakinidae
Product: ras-related protein Rab-1B-like
Exons: 2
Coding region: 14-625 (203 amino acids)
Biological process (GO): vesicle-mediated transport
Molecular function (GO): GTPase activity; GTP binding
Source: RefSeq, a predicted model, not a curated record